Molecule: messenger RNA, 1313 nt
Organism: Amblyraja radiata (thorny skate)
Lineage: Eukaryota; Metazoa; Chordata; Chondrichthyes; Rajiformes; Rajidae
Gene: c9h13orf42
Product: chromosome 9 C13orf42 homolog
Exons: 3
Coding region: 258-1061 (267 amino acids)
Source: RefSeq, a predicted model, not a curated record
UAGGGCAGCCACUGCGACCUCGCCGAGUGUCCUUUAGCACCUUGGAGAGCACCUCACGCUGCAGCGAAGAACAUCAAGAAGUUAUGUUUGAACGGACUUGGGAUAAUGAUCUAACCAGCAACCUUGGCAGGGCGCCGUGGGCUCUCCUUCCUGUCAGCCCCGUCUAAAUGAUAAACUUGUGGUUAGUACAUUUCACUGUGAAGAUGCAGUUGUCUAUCGCUCAAUAACACGGAGCGCUUGGUGGCUCGCCGUUCACCAUGCUGAGGAAAUUGAACCUGAUGUUUCGGCCGGACGCCGAGGGUAAACUGGGUGAGUCCGGCGGUGGCAGAGAGUGGCCGAGCGAGGGGUCCGGCAUCAGGCUGGUUCGUAGCACCUCCCUCUACCUGAUCGGGGAAAGUCACCAACACGUCGGAAGUUCUUUGAAGCGCAGCCAGAGCGCGGUGAGCGUCGACUCAUCCAUCUACAACAUCAAGGCCGAGGACAGACUAUGGAUGUUCUCCAGGACUCAGGACUGCCUGCAGUAUCUCCACGACCUGAUCAUCCUGCGCCAGCAGUACCGGCCUGCUAGCAACCACGGCAAGUCCAAGGACAGGCCCGACCAAUCCUCUGCCCUGGUAGCGCCUUCUAAAACCAGCAAGAAGCCAUCGCCUGGGAAACACGCCUCCAAAAAGACAAAGGAUGAAUCCAAUCCUGCGCCGGCACCAACAGAGGCUGAAACACUGGCAUACUUUGAUUCAGUCAUCGCAGCUUUUGAUCAGGGAAACAAAAGCAGGACUCAUACAGCAGGGGCUAUGCAUAUUGAUGUGGACUUUGUUAUUGCCAGCAGCACAAGUGAGCACAGUUUGCAUUCCAACUGGAUCCUUAAAUCGCCAAGAAGGUACUCUAUUGACUUGGCACAUUUGACAAAGGUGGAGGAUUUCUCUCGAAGAUACAGUGAUGGGAUGCGAAUGAGCUUCAAGAGAUUAGAGCGACACCCUAUGUACCUCCCCAAGCUGGUCGAGAGCCCAAUUCACACGAUGAGGUUCAAGCCAAAAGCACACAAUGAAGAUGACGAAUUGUAGUCAACUACAUCGCAACAGCUUUGAAAUCUGCACACACCUGACCAGCUUGUAUUAAGUCAAUCAAAUUCUUUGUUCAACAUUGCAACCUCCAUAUUAAUGCACUUAUGGGCACUGCUGGCGAGGCAAGCGAUUAUCACCCAUUCCAACUGGCUGUUACAAAGGUAUUGAUGAAUCCAUCGUUGAGGUCAACUGGGGAAGCUGCUCCAUCGAUGUUGGGUGUCAGGCAUCUCAGAAGUUAGAGCUUGCCAUGGU